AUGGGUUCCGACAAAGACACCAAGAUUGCAACGGAGAGCGCGAUACCUGGGGAAACCCCUGAGGCCGGCACGUUUCGUGAGUAUAAAUCUCUGCAAGUCGAUGGCGUCGACCCGGUGUUUGAGCAUCAAGCUCGUCUAGUGAACCAUGCGGUUCAAGGCAUUGGCAUGGGAAAGUACCAAUGGGCUCUUUUCGGACUAUGUGGCUAUGGCUGGCUGUGUGAUCAGCUUUGGCAAACGACGAUAUCCGAUGCCCUUGCACAAGUCGCCAUUGAAUUCACUCCCCAACAUUCGGCUUUUCUUUCCCUGGCCUUGAUCGCCGGGCUUGUCGUGGGCGCUUCAUUUUGGGGUCUUGGAUGUGAUCUUAUUGGAAGGCGGCUUGCAUUCAACCUGACCUUGCUGAUCGCCGGCAUCUUUGGAACUGCUGCUGGGGCUGCCCCCAACUUUGUGUCUUGCGCGGUUCUGGUUGCGCUCUGCGGCUUUGGUGUAGGAGGCAAUUUGCCCGUUGACGGUGCCGUCUUCCUAGAAUUCUUGCCCGGCACACACCAGUAUUUGCUCGAGAUCUUGGCAGUCUGGUGGUCGUUCGGACAGUUCAUCCCGGCCGGCGCAGCAUGGGGGUUCCUCCCGCGCUACUCUUGCAGUGCCGAUACGCCGGCCGGCCAAUGCCAGAAAGCCGACAACAUGGGAUGGCGGUAUCUGAUGUACUCGAUGGGGGCCAUCACGCUGGCCGGCUUCUUUGCACGCUUCUUGCUGUUUCGGCUGCGAGAAAGUCCGCGCUACCUGAUCGGCCAAGGGCGAUACCAGGAAGCUGUAGACGUGCUCAACGACGUUGCUCAAUACAACGGGACCACGCAGUUCCUCACCGUGGAAGACUUGCUGCAAGUCGAGAGAGAAUAUGCGGGACAAGGAGGAGUUCCGCGGAUUGGCAAAACCACGGCCCUGAAGAGAAUACUGGCGCAGUUCCGUCCGGGCGGGUUCAAACACGUCCGAGCACUGUUCGCGUCCAAGAAACUGGCUUGGAGCAUGACCUUGAUCAUCCUCGUUUGGGGUAUGAUCGGCUUGGCUUCGCCGUUGUACAGCAACUUUUUGCCGGAAUAUCUGGCUCUCCACGGAGCACAGAGUGGCUCUGGAAGCAUCAACAUCACAUAUCGCAACAACUUCAUCAUCAUCGCUUGCAGCAUCCCGGGAACCAUGUUGGCAGGGUGGCUGAUCGGACUCCCAUACAUUGGGCGACGGGGAACCUUGGGUCUUUCCUUGAUCCUGACCUCGGUCUUCCUCUUCGCCUUCACCGCGGCCCGGACCCAAGCACAGAUCUUGGCCUUCAAUUCUGUUUCAAGCUUCGUGCAAUACAUAAUGUGGGGUGCAUUGUACUGUUACACUCCGGAAGUAAUACCCAGUAUACACCGUGGCACGGGCACCGGGCUUGCCGCAGCCUUCAACCGCAUUUGCGGACUAAUGGCACCCAUCAUCGCCACAUAUGUCGGCUACACCAACACCCCGAUAUUUGUGUCGGCGAGUCUCUACAUUGUUGCCGGCCUAUUGAGCUUCUGCUUCCCGUACGAAACGAGUGGGAAGGCAAGUUUGUGA
Messenger RNA from Capronia epimyces CBS 606.96, 1584 nucleotides. RefSeq lists its product as uncharacterized. NCBI's taxonomy places the organism in Eukaryota, Fungi, Ascomycota, Eurotiomycetes, Chaetothyriales, Herpotrichiellaceae. Gene Ontology annotation, biological process: transmembrane transport. Gene Ontology annotation, cellular component: membrane. Gene Ontology annotation, molecular function: transmembrane transporter activity. The transcript has 7 exons. The record is from RefSeq and is a predicted model, not a curated record. Bases 1 to 1584 code for a protein of 527 amino acids.